Aspergillus pseudonomiae is the source of this 364-nucleotide messenger RNA. RefSeq lists its product as uncharacterized. The coding region runs from base 136 to 309 and encodes 57 amino acids. The record is from RefSeq and is a predicted model, not a curated record. Lineage: Eukaryota; Fungi; Ascomycota; Eurotiomycetes; Eurotiales; Aspergillaceae. The transcript has a single exon.
UAGCUCUCGCAGGAUUGUGGAUAUGUUGUCCUUGAAGUACUUCAUAUUCUCGGCCUGAGGGCCUAUGAAAUAGGAGCUGAUGGCUUGGUGAGUGAGGUCGCCGUGGUCAGACAUUGUCAAAAGCUGCUAUCGCGGAUGACUAGAAUCGAUGGUAGAGGAGUUGGACUGGUAUGGUGGAUUCUUGGAGGACUAACCAGUACUUAUAUUGCGCGCGCUCUCAGCGAACUGGCUUUCUUUGCCUGGGAUCAUACGAAGUGGAGAAAUCAUAAUCAGUGGCGCAAAUUGCUUAUUCCGAGGUCAUAUUAUUAGAGUAGGGUUGCAUUGAGCUUCGGGGUAGAGGCAAAUGAACGGUUAUAGCACGCAA